This is a messenger RNA of Gossypium arboreum, 1434 nucleotides long. Its product is annotated as disease resistance protein RGA2-like. The record is from RefSeq and is a predicted model, not a curated record. The transcript is spliced from 3 exons. Lineage: Eukaryota; Viridiplantae; Streptophyta; Magnoliopsida; Malvales; Malvaceae. Bases 1 to 1434 code for a protein of 477 amino acids.
AUGGCCCUAGGGUUUAUCCAGCCCCUAAGUGAAGACGAAGAUCUUGAAGACGCCGGCUAUGAGUAUUUCAAGUAUCUGGUUUGGAGAUCAUUUCUUGAUUGUGAAUCAAUGGAUUAUUUAGGUAAGUGUUGGUUCACAAUGCAUGAUCUCAUGCAUGAUCUUGCAUACUCUGUUGCUGGAGAAGAGUAUUGCAUUGUGGGUUUGAAAACAGAAAAUGUAAAUGGAAGAAGUCGCCAUGUUUCAUUUGACGCUCAUUUAGUUUCCCCUUUGGAAAUUCGGAACACCUUACUUAGAGCAACCAAAGUGAGGUCUUUUGCUGGAAAUAUGAAUUUGCCAUUGUUUCUUCAGUAUUAUAUCGCUCCAAUAGCCAAUUGUAAGUAUCUGCGCAUGUUGGAUUUGUCUGGCUCAAAUAUUAAGAUGUUACCGCAUUCCACUGGAAACUUGAAGCAUCUAAAGGCUCUUUAUCUUUCUAAUAUUAAAUCUCUAUUAAAAUUGCCUAGUUCAUUGCCGAGGCUUCAACUCUUGGAAACAUUAGAUCUCGAUUGGUGCAGUAGCCUUAGAACAUUGCCGAGCAAAACAAGCAGAUUAGUCAGCCUCAAGCAUCUUCAACUUGAAGGUUGUGCUGAAUUGGAUUACAUGCCACGUGGACUUGGGAAACUAACUCGCCUGCAAAAAUUAUCUUGGUUUGUUGUGGGGAGAACAACAGGGGAGGUGAGGAUGAAACGGUCCUUGAAUGCCUCCAACCACACCAAAUCUAGAGAAGCUGCUGGUGAUAGGGUAUCCAGGAAGCAAGAUGUCAAGCUGCAUCUGCCACCAUUGCAUCAGUUGUAUUCCCUCAAAGUUAUUCAGCUUUCAAGAUUAGAAGCUUUGGAGAAUGUUUCAGAGACUGAAAUGCAAGAAGAGUUGGUUUCGGGGAAAUCAACAACAAUAUUUUUUCCAUCCUUGGAAGAACUACAGAUAGAUGAUUGCCCAAAUUUUAAAGGAUGGUGGAAGGGUGAUGUUGGUGAAGCUUCAAAUCCACACUUGCCGUGCUUUCCUUGCCUUUCACAUUUAACUAUCAAUCAUUGCCCUAAUCUAACCACUAUGCCAUUGUUUCCAUCUGUUACGGAGUUGGAGUUGAAAAAUACCAGCUCAAAGCCAUUCCAAGAGACAAUGAAGUUGAAGCUGACAAAAAUAGAAGCACCAUCAUCAAUUCUAGAUCCUCGCUCCAGACUGGAAUAUCUGUACAUUGAUGAGGUCAAAGAUCUUGGUUCUAUGUCAUCAUUGCAUCAGUUGUAUUCCCUAAAAGUUAUUAGGCUUUCAAGAUUAGAAGCUUUGGAGAAUGUUUCGAAGAUUGAAAUGCAAGAGGAGUUGGUUUCAGGGAAAUCAACAACAAUAUUUUUUCCAUCCUUGGAAGAACUACAGAUAGAUGAUUGCCCAAAUCUUAAAGGAUAG